UCUGCGUAACUUGACACUAAUCAGAAACUUAUCAAAGCUCCGUUACUUGGAUAAUUCACCUUGUAGCAGCAGGGGUGUAAAAAAAAACAGGCGGUGGACAUUUACCGAUAAAUACUUAAGAGAUACUUGAGUGCGGAGGUUAAAAAAGAGAGAUUUGUUUAUUCUGAAAGCACAGAGACAAGCUCUUGCACUAUGGACCCCAGUAAGUCGAGUGUUCCUCCAGCUGGAUGGUCUGAUGAGAAGACUUCCAUGGGCCAUGCGCCACCUCCGCCCUACCAGGACCAAGCGUACCCGGGGAACCCACAGCCCGGCCAGGCAUACCCACAACCGCAGCAGGGCUAUGCACCACCGCCACAGUAUGGGGGUGCAGGAUAUGGACAACAGCCUUACCAAGGUCAGCAGUACCCAGGACAGCAGCACCCAGGACAGCAGUACCCAGGACAGCAGUACCCAGGACAGCAGUACCCAGGACAGCAGUACCCUGGACAGCAGUACCCUGGACAGCAGGCCACCGUCACUGUCCAGCCCACAGUGUACGUGACUCGAGGCCCGCUGCUUAACCCAGUUAACGACUACUUAUGCUACUCCAUCUUCACCAUGCUGUGCUGCUGCUUUCCGCUUGGAAUUGCUGCCCUCAUCUACUCCAUCUCAGCCCGUGAAUCCAACCACAUUGGGGACCAGCUGGGGGCCGAGCGGAGCAGCAGGAUGGCCCGGACACUGAACCACGUGGGCCUGGGACUCGGCAUCGGCCUCCUCAUCCUCACCAUUGUCUACGUAGCGGUGAUAACAAAUCGGAUGAAAUACUAAAUCAAUUUCAACAUCUUUCCCAUAUUUCUAGUCCCCAUUUUCAUUCUACAUCAGGUAAUCAGACUAGGAACAUUACUGGUCAUCUGGAAAAGUUUUGGUUGAAAAUUUGUAACCCUUUUAAGUUACCUGUUGGGCUAAAAAGACUUUUGAAAAGUUACUGAUAUAUUAAUCAACAGUAGAAGGCCAUGUAAUCCAUUACUCUUCUACACUGUAAAGAGUAACCUGCAACAUAUUUCUUCAACAUUAUUUUGUGUUUGGGAUUUUCUUCUAUGUUAUCACACGUCAAAAAUCAACAUUUUCUGUUUUUGACAUUUAAAAUAUUUUUCAGCUUCGGCCAGUGUUGCUCCACCAUAUAUAUACAAUGCAGGUGUUAUCCAAAGAGUUUUACAUGUUUGUGUUCUAAUAGCAAAUGAUUAUCAAUACACAGUUUGUAGUGCCAUAUUUUUAUAUUGAGUUGAGUUUUGUGUAGUUUUGCAAUUGAAAGUGCUUUGUCUGAUUGUACAAUGGGUGAAAUAUUGCUGCCCUUUCAACAGAAUUGUUGGCUGUAAAUAUGCACCAACACCCUCUAACUUUCUUAAGAGUCUG
Molecule: messenger RNA, 1392 nt
Organism: Perca flavescens (yellow perch)
Lineage: Eukaryota; Metazoa; Chordata; Actinopteri; Perciformes; Percidae
Product: glutenin, high molecular weight subunit DX5
Exons: 3
Coding region: 193-807 (204 amino acids)
Cellular component (GO): membrane
Source: RefSeq, a predicted model, not a curated record